Molecule: messenger RNA, 1254 nt
Organism: Nematolebias whitei (Rio pearlfish)
Lineage: Eukaryota; Metazoa; Chordata; Actinopteri; Cyprinodontiformes; Rivulidae
Gene: dnajc5ga
Product: DnaJ (Hsp40) homolog, subfamily C, member 5 gamma a
Exons: 7
Coding region: 180-818 (212 amino acids)
Source: RefSeq, a predicted model, not a curated record
CUGGAAGGAGGAGCGACCCGGUGAGCUCAGCCGGACUGUCACUUCCCUGCUACCCGCGGCUAACGGAACCGCGCUUCUGUCCCGUUAACUGCGAACCGAGACAGUGAAUCAAAUGCCUACAUGAUCCAGUUAACCUCACAACGAGAUACACGGUGUUCAGUUUACACAAGAAGUGAGCCAUGGCUGAACAGAAUUCCUCCCGCCCCCAGAGGAAGAUGUCCACCUCCGGGGAGAGUGUGUACAAGGUGCUAGGCCUCGAGAAAGGAGCUUCUGCAGAGGAAAUCAAAAAAGCAUACAGGAAACUCGCUCUGAAGUACCACCCAGACAAGAACCCCGACAACCCCGAAGCAGCGGAGAAGUUUAAGGAAAUCAACAACGCCAACUCGAUUUUAAAUGACGAGAACAAGAGGAAGAUUUAUGACGAGUAUGGCUCCAUGGGGCUUUACGUGUCCGAGCAGUUCGGAGAGGAAAGCGUCAAAUAUUACUUCCUCAUGUCCAAAUGGUGGUUUAAGAGUCUGGUGCUGUGCUGUACAGUUUUCACCUGCUGCUGCUGUUGCUGCUGCUGCUGUUUCUGCUGCGGGAAGUGCAAACCUCCCGAUGACGAAGAAAGCUACCAGUACGUUGACCCGGAGGACCUGGAGGCCCAGAUCAAAGCGGACCAGGACGGAGGUACUACUGUAAUUAUAAUCCAGCCCACUUCUAAUCUGGGUCCAGAGACCCCAGAAGACCAGAGUAAGCCCAUCCCCCUGCCCAUGCCUCCACCUGAGCCCCGGUCUCCAAGUUCGGCUAACCCAGCAGGAACGUUACCGUGCAAAUAACGCUCCACCAGCAGAAGCAGGAAGCCUUUUGAGGCCCUUCUACCAUCCACAGCUGGGAGCGCCCCAGAGAAAAACCAGCCCAAAGUUACCAGCCAACCCAGACCCCCUGCUCACUCCAGUUCCACGUCAGAUCUACCUGAUGUACCCGGGAACACCUGUGAGGUCUAAAUUUCCUCCUGUUGUCUCCAUGGAUCCACCUGGAGAAAAGGCUCCCUCUCUUUAUCCAUUUUUGGAAAUGUCCAUUAACAGCUGGAUGUUCUCCCCCGGAAAGUCCAAAACCUCGACCUCAUCUCAUUUUUUCUCUGAUCAGAGGGGCAAAAAAAGAAAAACGUGAGGAACAGCAUGACAAGAUUUGUCCCACAUUCCUUUGUCUUGAUCAUCAGCAGGAUCUUCUUCCACAUCAGCUCGUUUCCAUUAGCGCGAGCCGAGAGGGCUG